Messenger RNA from Nerophis ophidion (straightnose pipefish), 7251 nucleotides. Its product is annotated as neural-cadherin-like. Gene Ontology annotation, biological process: cell morphogenesis; homophilic cell-cell adhesion; cell-cell junction assembly. The record is from RefSeq and is a predicted model, not a curated record. Gene Ontology annotation, molecular function: cadherin binding; calcium ion binding. The transcript is spliced from 31 exons. Lineage: Eukaryota; Metazoa; Chordata; Actinopteri; Syngnathiformes; Syngnathidae. The coding region runs from base 1 to 6717 and encodes 2238 amino acids. Gene Ontology annotation, cellular component: adherens junction; plasma membrane; catenin complex.
AUGCAGAUGAGUCGCCCACACGACAAAACAAAAUGGAGGCCUGAUAGAAGCGAUACCUCCUGCCAGGUCGACGUGCCGUAUCGUCCUGUCACCUUGUUCAAGGAACUCUUGUUGCAGGUGUUUCCAGGUCUGAUCCGUCUGCGCUCCAAGCCUCCUCCUCAGCUGCAGGGCGUCCAGUACGUCCUCAACGUGACCGCCUCAGACGACAACGCCUCAGGUGGUCCUCAGGUGCUGAGCUCCUGUGCCCAGGUGGUGGUGGGCGUGGACGACGUCAACAACAACAAGCCCGUCUUUCACCAGUGUCAGCAGUACCGUGAGAAGAAGACCUGGGUUCUGGAGAACCAGCCAGCAGGAACCUUGGUGCUGCAGGUCCAAGCCCAGGAUGCUGACGAGGGAACCAACGGCAAAGUCACGUAUGGAUUCAUGCACAAAGACUCCUCUCUGCCCGCCUUCAGCAUCCAUCCUGACACAGGAACAAUCGUCACCGCCAGGAAGUUUGACCGCGAGCAGCAGCGGGAGUACGCGGUGACGGUGACGGCCACCGACCAAGCCGCCGACCCGCUGAUUGGCAUUUGUCAGCUCAACAUCCUCAUCCAGGACCAGAACGACAACAGUCCCAAGUUUGAGAACCUCCGCUAUGAGUACUUCCUCCGUGAGGACACGAUGAUCGGCACCAGCUUCCUGCGAGUGGCGGCCCACGACGACGACUUUGGCACCAACGCCGCCAUCACGUACUCCAUGUCCAGCGAGCAGCCGGAGUACCUCAGGGUCAACCCUCUGACAGGCUGGGUCUUUGUCAACCAGCCCAUCUCUCAGAGGACCUUCAUCACGCGGGACAUCCUGGCCACGGACGGAGGGAACCGCAGCAGCUCGGUGGAACUGUCCGUCACCAUCACCAACGUGAAGAACCAGCCCCCCCGCUGGGAGGAGCCACGUUACGCCGUGGUCAUCCCGGAGAACACCGUCAGGGACACGCCCAUCGUGAACAUCCGAGCCACGUCCCCGCUGGGCGACCCCCGGGUCACCUACAACCUGGAGGACGGCAUGGUCCCAGAGACCAACAUGCCAGUCCGCUUCUACUUGACCCCCAACCGGGAAGAUGGCUCCGCCUCCAUCUUGGUGGCCGAGCCCCUGGACUACGAGACCACCCACAACUUUAUUCUGCGGGUCCGAGCCCAGACUGUGGCGGCGGUCCCGCUGGCCGCCUUCACCACGGUCUACGUCAACUUGACAGACGUGAACGACAACGUGCCCUUCUUCACUUCCUCCAUCUACGAGGCCUCCGUGACCGAGGGCGCGCCAUCAGGAGCGCUGGUCUUCCAGGUGUCGGCCAACGACUUGGACCUGGGCCUGAACGGCAAGAUCUCCUACUCGCUGCUGGAGGAUCGCAGCGGAGACCACCGCUUCUUCCGCAUCCAGGCUGACUCGGGCGCCAUCUACACGCAGACCGUCUUCGACCGCGAGACCAAGAGCUCCUACCUGCUGGAGGUGCGCUCGGUGGACGGCUGCGAGUCUGCCAGGCCCGGCAAACACGGACAGCCCAACUCUGACAGCUGCUACGUGCGCGUCUUCAUCAGCGACAUCAACGACAACAAGCCCGCCUUCCCUCACGCCGCCUACCUGGUGGACUUGCAGGAGGACGCCGACCUCGGCUUCAACAUCAUCACCGUCACCGCCAACGAUGGCGAUGAAGGUGGAAACGCCAAGCUGCGGUACCAGAUCACAUCUGGCAACACGGGCGGCGUGUUUGACGUGGAACCAGAAGUGGGAACCAUCUUUGUGGCUCAGCCUCUGGACUACGAGCAGAACAAAAGGUACAAACUCCACCUCCUCUCCUCGGACGGCAAGUGGGAGGACUACACCACAGUGUCGGUCAACGUGGUCAACAAGAACGACGAAGCGCCCGUCUUCACCGUCAACCAAUACUACGGCAGCGUGACGGAAGAGCUGGAUGGCUCACCUGUCUUCGUUCUGCAGGUGACGGCCACCGACCCCGACAAAGAUGCCGACCAGGAAGCCGUGCGCUAUUCCCUCCACGGCCAGGGCGCCGACAGCGAGUUCGUGAUCGACGAGGUCACGGGCAAGAUCUACGCCCAGCGGACCCUGGACCGCGAGGAGCGCGCCGUUUGGCGUUUUGUGGUCCUGGCCACGGACGAGGGCGGCGAAGGUCUGACGGGCUUCACGGACGUCAUCAUCAGCGUGUGGGACAUCAACGACAACGCGCCCGUCUUCACCUGCGCCCCCAGCUGUCAUGGCCAGGUGGCAGAGAACUCUGCAGCGGGCACGUCGGUGAUGGACAUGACGGCCACCGACCUGGACGACGCCGCCGUGGGCCAGAACGCCGUCCUGUCCUACAGGUUGGUGGGCACUCUAGACGCCAACCUGGAAGGUGUGCCCGCCUUGUCCGACAUGUUUGUCAUCCACCCGGCCACGGGCACCGUCACGGUGGCCAUGACUGGCCUGGACCGAGAGCAGGCCGAGUCCUACCUCCUGAUCGUGGAGGCCAGGGACGGCGGCGGUAUGGCGGGAACGGCCACCGCUACCGUACUGGUCAAGGACGUCAACGACCACGCCCCCAGAUUCACUGACCAAUCAUGUGUGGCCACCAUCUCGGAGAACGCUGAACCCAACGCUGAGGUUCUGGAGGUGAGGGCUGAAGACCAGGACGUAGGAGAAAACGCCCAGCUUAGCUUUAGCGUGGUGGCAGGAGACCAGGAGCAGAAGUUCUUCAUGGUGACCAACAGGCAAGAGCGGCGUGGGACUUUGAGACUGAAGAAGCGUCUGGACUUUGAGCGCCACAGCGAGCAGAAGUUCAACCUCACCCUGAAGGUGGAGGACCUGGACUUCUCCAGCCUGCUGCAGUGCGUGGUGGAGGUGGAGGACUUCAACGACCACGCCCCCGUCUUCAUCCCGCACUUCCUCUCCCUGGGCCCGCUGCCCGAGGACGUCGCCGUGGGAACCAGCGUGGCCCGCCUGCUGGCGAGCGACUCGGACUCGGGCCGGAACCGGGACCUGGUCUACAGCCUGCGGGAGGAUUCCGACCCCGAGGGUCUGUUCGCCGUGGACCAGUCCGGCGUCCUGUCUGUGGCGCGGCCUCUGGACCGGGAGAGGACGGCGCAGCAUCACCUGGUCGUCAUAGCGACGGACCACGGGGUCCCGCCUCUGUCGGGCAGCGCUACAGUGGAGCUCCCCCUGCUGGACGUCAACGAUAACGGCCCCGAGUUCGAAGCCGCCUACGCUCCCGUGGUCCUGGAGAACAUGGCCGGGCCUCAGGUGGUCCGCAUGAACCGGACCUCCACCCUCCUGCGGGCCGUGGACCGGGACUCGCCUGAGAACGGGGCGCCGUUCCGUUUCUCCGUCCCGGCCGAGUCCGGCCUGAGCGGCGACUUCCACCUGCAGGACCACCUGAACGGCACGGCCACGCUGACCGCUCUCAGGACCUUUGACCGCGAGCGCCAGAAGGACUUCCUCAUCCCCGUCGUCAUGAGCGACAGCGGACGCCCCGCCCACACCGCCACCUGCACGCUGACCGUUACCAUCGGCGACCAGAACGACCACGCCCACCUUGGCGGCCACAAGGAGGUCUUCUUCUACCGUCACAGAGGCCUCCAACCAACCACCGUGCUGGGGAAAGUCCACGCCCCCGACCCCGAUGACUGGGACAACAAGACCUACGUCUUUGAAGGACCCGCCCCCAUGUUCUUCAUCCUGCAGCAGCAGAGCGGCCUCCUCCUCAUCAAAGACUACACACCUCCUGGAACUCACCUGUUGCAGGUGAGAGUGUCUGAUGGUGUGUGGCAGGACGUGGUGUCCUCGGUCCUGGUGCACGUCAGGGACCUCCCCCGUGAAGCCCUGCACCGCUCCGCCUCCUUGCGCCUGGCAGAGGUGACGGCCCAGGACUUCCUGCGGCGUCGGGGCAGCAGACAGUCCAGCGGUUACCAGCUGCUGUCUGACUUCCUGUCUGAGAUGCUGUCGGUGGCGAGCUCGGACGUGUUUCUGUUCAGCCUGGCGGACGUGAAGGACCAGAGCAUGUUGGACGUGCACCUGGCCGUGCGCACCGGCGCUUCCUUCCUGCAGCCGGAGAAGGUGCACGGCUACCUGGCGGCACACAGGCAAAAGCUCCAGUCCUUCCUGCAGGUGCGAGUGUCCCAGGUGGGCGUGGACCCGUGCGGCGGCUCACAGUGCCAGGACGCCGGUGGCUGCAUGGGCGUGGUCAAGGUGCGGGACACGCCCACACUGGUGGACUGCGGGACCAGCAGUCUGGUGUCCGUCACCGUGGAGACCGUGGCCGUCUGUACCUGUCCAGGUCGGGAGCUGACUCAUCAGUCCUGCUCCUCGUAUCCCACAAGCCCUUGCUUCAAUGGCGGCGUGUGCGUGGACACCCAGCAUGGCUACAGGUGCCAGUGUCCGGCCCAGUUCCAGGGUCCCGAGUGCCAGCAGAACAAGCACAGUUUCCAUGGCAACGGCUAUGCCUGGUUCCCUCCCAUGAUGCCUUGCUUCGACAGCCACAUCUCGCUGGACUUCAUCACCAAGGAACCUGAUGGACUCUUGUUCUACAGCGGACCUUUGGCACAGGCCUGGGACCACCAGGACUUCAUGGCCCUAGAGAUCGUGGAGGGAACGCCAACACUGAAAGUCAAGCGAGGCUCGGGCACGGUGGUGCUGCAGUUGCCUAGCAACGUCAAGGUGGCGGACAGGCGCUGGCACCGACUUGAUGUGCGCAGCAACAGCCAGGAAGUGCGCCUGACAUUGGAUCGUUGUGCGGGGGCCGUCGUCACGGAGACGGAGGGUGUCGGAAGCUGGCUGACCACAGAAGAUUAUUCGUCAUGUGAGGUGAUAGGCUCCUCCCCCAACACUGACAGUCAUGUGACCAGCAGUAGUCCAGUCCUACAGUUAGGGGGCGUCAACCAGGACAUUCCUUACCUCUAUCCUCAACUCCAACACAAACAUUUCACUGGAUGUAUACGUGACUUCAUUGUGGACAGCAAGAUGUACGACCUGAGUUCCCCGGCGGAGCAGCGGUCAAGUUCCGGUGGGUGCGUGAGCGCGGACAGCAGCUGCAGCGAGGUGGCUCCGCCUCCAUGUGGGCGGGGAGGGCGUUGCCAUGGCGACGGGGUCUCCUUCAGCUGCCAGUGUGUGCCAGGCUACUCUGGGCACGUCUGUGAGGACGAGCUUCCAGAAUAUUCUGUGGAUGCAGACGCACAUGUGCACUACCAGCUGGCUGCACCUCUGCCGGCCCGCAGGACAGCGGUGCAGAUCAUGGUCCGAACCCGCAAACACAGCAGCACCCUUGUCAGCCUCACAGCCAGGCUGCAGAUUGAGUAUUUGACACUGGAGAUUCGCCAGGGCCUGCUGAGCGUCUUGUACAACCUGGGCGAUGGCGACUACAACGUGACGCUGCCCACGUAUCGCCUGGACAACGGUGAAUGGCACCAGGUCUCCCUGGAUCGCUAUGACAACGAGAUGACCUUGCGGCUGGAUGGCGGCGGCGGGCCGAGGGAGGUCACGGGGUCGCGGGGGCGGAGCCGGGAAAUCGUCAUCGACCCCACGCUGGUGAUGGUGGCCAACGCUUUCCCGCCCACGUCCAACAGGAGCUUCCAGGGCUGCCUGAGAGACGUGCGUCUAAACGGUCUCCACUUGCCCCUGGAGCUCCAGCAGACCCAGGAGGGCGUGUCCCUGGUCAGCGUGCAAGGCAUCACCCCGGGUUGUCGCUCCGACUCCUGCAGGAACAACCAAUGCAGCCCCCCCUUUACCUGCGUGGACCUGUGGCAGGUGCACGAGUGCAGGUGCCCGCCAGGUCACAUGGUGCGUGUGAACGGCAGCAGGAAGUGGUGUGCGUACACGGCGUGUGCCAGGCGGCCGUGCCACGGAGGUGUGUGCGUGUCACAGUCGUCUGCAAAGUUCACCUGCCGCUGCCCUGAAGGUCACGGUGGUCGUCUGUGUGAAAGCAGGCUGGAUGUUCAUCGCCAUGACGACGGCCUCAGCUUCAACUCCCUCUUUGCCAUCUGCGUCUGCUUCCUGGCCUCCGUGGUCCUGCUGGUGGUCUUCUUCUGCUGCUCUCGCUGGAGGAGCACCAGAGGUCUGAAGGAGAGGAGCUACCACCUGUCUGCACCUCAGCAGGUCUGGGAGGACGUCAGGGAGAAUGUCCUCAACUACGACGAGGAGGGCGGUGGGGAGGAGGACCAAAACGCCUACGACAUGGCGGCGCUGCAGAAGUCCCUCCAGCCCAGCCCGGUCCAGUCGCUCCAGUACCGUCGCUGCAGGACUGUGCACCACCCUCCCCCGCCCCUCCAGCUGCUGCACCAGGCCCCGCCCCCUCCCCCACCCCCGCUGGACUCACUAGGCCGCAGCACGACGCCGUCGGCCGGCGGGAGCGUGGGCCCGCGCCGGGACGUCCCCCCCGCCCAGGGCCAGGUGCGUCCCUCACAGUUGGGGCGGCGCUCGCUCUCCUUCUCCAGCCAGGACCUGGCCCGCUACCUGUGCGAGAUCAUCCGUGACGCCGACCAGAACCCGGACGCCGGACCCUUCGACUCCCUGCAGGUGUUCUCCACCGAGGGGGGCGGCUCCCCGGCCGGCUCCCUCAGCUCCUUCGGCUCGCCGGGGUUGGAGGCGGGGGGCGGCGGGCGGGGGGCGGCCGAGGAGACGCUGGGGGACUGGGGGCCACGCUUCGAGAAGCUGAGGGCGCUGUACGAGCAGGCCGAGGUCAGCGACCUUUGAACUCCAGCCAGACUCAGUGGACCCUUUUGGAGGGGGGGGGGGGGCGUCCGUCCCGACAAUCAAUUGAAAACAGAAGACAGCCAACACCUCUAAACACGCCCCCUUCUUCAGGCUUUAGGGUGCCGCUCUUGUCCUUAAUUGUGAAAAGUUUUGUGCUCAGGCACAGCACGGACGCCUAAAAAGGACCUGUUGUGUAAAUAACCACAGCGGACACUUGAUUAGGGACAGCAGUGGAAGAGACAUCUCCAAAUGCUGCCGUCAAAGUUUCAAGUGUAAAAAGAAGUGCAAACCUGGGAGGGCAAAGACCGACUUCUCUUCUAUGGCUAGCAUCACGUGUGUCCACAGCAGGGAAAGGCACAAAAGCCAAAGAAAAAGCGAGAAGAAGUUUCAUUUGGAGCUUCCAGUGUGCCUAAUGAAGUGACCCCCCCCAGUGGACACACUUGGUGCUGCAGCUGCUGAGACAUCAAGGACUUUUAGGGGGACACAGAGACAUCAAUGAGACAUCAAGGACUUUUAGGGGGACACAGAGACAUC